Eremothecium gossypii ATCC 10895 is the source of this 837-nucleotide messenger RNA. RefSeq names its product C2H2-type zinc finger protein. The record is from RefSeq and is marked provisional. Gene Ontology annotation, cellular component: transcription regulator complex; PcG protein complex. The coding region runs from base 1 to 837 and encodes 278 amino acids. Gene Ontology annotation, biological process: regulation of transcription by RNA polymerase II. Gene Ontology annotation, molecular function: RNA polymerase II cis-regulatory region sequence-specific DNA binding; DNA-binding transcription factor activity, RNA polymerase II-specific. The transcript has a single exon. NCBI's taxonomy places the organism in Eukaryota, Fungi, Ascomycota, Saccharomycetes, Saccharomycetales, Saccharomycetaceae.
AUGCACACUACACACUACCGCUCUCAGCCGAUCCCAAUCUCAGAUGCGCACAGCAAGGGACCCAGUUCUUUGCCCAUGCCGCUGUACUCGCAGCGGGGCGCAGAUGGGCUGCUAACCAUUAAUGCGAGCGCUGUGGGCUCGCCUGUGGGCCCCCAGCCGGUGAUACCUCCACUCAUGCACCAGGUGGCGGUCGACAAGCACGCUCAUAUCAUGCCAGGCUCGUACGCGCUGCGACAGAGCUCGCCCCAGGUCACGGCGAUUAUGGGCGAGUUAGCGAUGCUGAAGAAGUCGAUAUUCCAGUCGCUGAACGGCGAGUUGACGACGGAGGAAUACAACAGCAUCUACCAACAUUUGAGUCAACUGCUGGCGUCCCUCCCACCGCCCGUCGAGCCAUCUGCAGCGCAGCCCCAGCUGCGACUGCCGUCGAUAUCUCAAAUUAUGCCGGGAACAGAGCCCCAGGAAGUCCAACGUACCUUCAUCAUAGCAUCCUCCGAGUCACAGCAGGGCCAGCCGUACAUCUCGCCGCCGUUAAGCUCGACAAUGUCUACGCACCCGCUUUCACCGGGCAUGUCGGUAGCCAAACCGAACUACUCCGUGAGCACCAAGAAGAAUGUGUGUAAGGUUUGCGGUCGCGAAUGCCGGCGGCCCUCUACACUCAAAACGCACAUGCUGACCCAUACAGGACAGCGGCCGUUCAGCUGCCGGCACCCUGGCUGCAGCAAAAGUUUUAAUGUGAGAAGCAACAUGCUGCGGCAUGAGCGGCUGCACAGCAGAGGCAGCGAACUGGUCGACACUCACUCGCAAAAUUCUUCACCACAAGGACAGCAGGCAGGCUGA